AUGAAGACUCAACGAGACACAGAGCUGGACAGUCAAGAGAUCUCUGAUGCCACCAAACCCCCCACUCCAUAUCCUAUGUUCCUUCCUGUCAGCUACCAGAUGUGGGAUGCUGACUACUUCCUAUUAAAAGAGGCAGGACAGGACAUCAUGCGCAAUUCUAGCAUGCAAAGCCACACACAGCCAUUUGUUGUGAUGAGAGCGGGACGCCUCCCCGUGAUCAGUGCUACCUACGGCCCACUCUCUACCAAACGGGAGAUUCCAAUGGACUUAGUGCAGUCAGUACAAUUAUUCCGCCCCUCACUGCCAGCUUUCUUUCUCAACUGGAGAGUCCAGUCCUUUGUCCUGAACCGCUGGGUCUAUUCCUCUUCCCCCAAAGUGCGGGUGCUCUUCUACGUGGCUGGAAGGGACUGGGACAGAGAAGAGAAGGAGAAAGGUACUAAAGAUGAACUGCCAUGUGUGACCGUGUACGCAUUCUGGCAGACACAGGAGGUGCGAGGGUCCUGUGUUAUUGGAAAUGAGCAUGGGACCUGCAUGGCCGAGGUUGACCUUCCAGCGGGUUGGUUUAGCCCAGCUGAGGGUAGCUCCAGUCGAGAAAGACAAGGGCCCAGUCAGGGGAACCCUGUGGAGCUGUAUUACCAGGCUCGACCCAGCGCAUAUGGCCCGUGCACAGGUGGAGGAGAGGAGGGUAAGAGGUGGGAUGUAGGGGGUGGAAAUCUUGGUCAGGCUGAGUACAUGCCCAUGACCCCCAUGCAAAAAAUCAGGAGUGUGCGGCUCCUGCAGGUCAAAGAGGGUGCCACACCUGUGUCAGUGCUCAGAAUGGGAGAGGCUGUGGUCAUCCAGACCUCCUCUAAACCACUUAAGAAGACGGAUAUCGCCUCCUUUUAUGUUUACAUGAGGAACUCAGCCAAGCUGGACACCUUCUCUCUCAGGGCCAUGGUAAAAAAGGGUGUGUCCUUCCGCACUGCCACACCUAGCAACACAUUACUGUGGGACAUCACACUGGACACGGGCCCGGAUGGAAGUGUUGGAGUAAUCUGUCAGAGAAAGUCAAGUGCAAAUAGGAAAAGAUUAAACAAACUCCAAGCCAUUCUGCAGAUGGAUUUUGAAGUAGAGGACGUUAGCAGUCAAUCAGAGAUUCAGGUGAUAAAGUGGGAAUUGAUGAUUCCUGAUGAUGUCAAAAUGAUGGGGGCAUCAGAGGGCAACAUGAGGAUCUACACCACUCAGAGGGACUUUGUAGCCCUGGCUCCUCUAGUUAUGGAUACAGAGCUGUUGAACACUGCUGUGCUGACCGGUAAGAGGGUUACAGUAGGCAUAAGAACCGUAGCUGUGGAACAGGAUGGUUCUGUGACAGAUGUCUCUGACCUUACGGACUGCAGCUCCACAGAUGAAGAUGUUCUCAAGGUAUCUGACAGAUGCAACUUUGUCUAUGUAAAUGGAAAAGAAACCCAGGGAAGAUUGCGGAUGCUGGUGAACUUCACCUACAGUUACCUGAGCGCCCAGCUGGAGAUGAAGGUGUGGUUUCCUCGUCUUCCAUUGGACAUCGAGUUGUCUGAUACAGAACUAAGUCAAAUCAAGAGCUGGAGGAUUCCCAUUAUGUCCACCAAAAGGUCAGGACGGAACAGCGAGGAAGACCGCAAGGGCAGGGGCUGUAUGCUGCAGUUCCAGCAUGCUCUGGUUCGAGUCCUCACCCACUUUGUUGCAGAGCAGUCAGACCCUCGGGAGCAACGGGACUUUUUCCUGGGCUCUGACUGGCAGGUGGAUGUAACCAAGCUUGUGCGGUACUUCCUGAAGGUGGAUGACACUAACAUUGCCCGUCUGCAGGCAGGCAGGGUGCUUUCAGGACAAGAUGUGGGCACCACAUCAAUAAAGGUGCUUUCCCCUCUGUCAGAUGCUGUUCUGGCAGAAAAGACAGUGAGGGUUUUGGAUGAUAGAGUGACCAUCACUGAACUGGGGCUGCAGUUGGUCAGUGGCCUCAGUCUCAGCCUGCAGCUGAGCACAGGGAGUAACCGAGUCAUUAGCGCUACUGCCACCACACAGGAAGUGCUCAACUAUCCUAAACAGGAAGCAGUGUUGAGCUCUUGGCUUCAAUUUAGCGAUGGCUCCCUCACCCCUCUGGAUAUUUAUGACUCUACUCACUACCGCCUGGUUGUGACAUCACUGGAUGAAGGCGUGAUCUCUGUGCAGGACUCGCCUAUGUGUGUUGUGGCAGAAAGUGAAGGCCAAGGAGUACUAGUGAGAGCCGAGAUGACCAUUUGUGAGGUCUGUCAAAAAUCCAAGCGCAAAAGCACUUUAGCUGUGGGCAGUGGCAGCUUAACAGUGAAGUUCCAGACAAACAGUAGAUGUCCUGAAAACAGUAGCAUCAAUAAUAAUGGCAUCAACAGUGUUACAAACACUACUGGAAGCAGCUCAGGCAGCAAAGGACCAUUUGCUGGUGUCACUGGGACAGAUAUCAGUGGUGAACGUCGUACUGAAGGAGAAGGAUUGGACACUAAGAAGAAGAUGCAGCAGCCAGAACAGGUUCCAAGCAGCAGUUCAGAGUCUGAGAAAGAGAAAAGUGCCUUGAUGAAGAUCACCACCACAGCCAAGUCGACAGCACGACACUCAACCGCUGGUAGCAUUGCGAAUGAUGUGGGAAUGGGACGUGCUAACGACGAUUCAGCCAGAUUCAGUAAACCAGGGAAUAUUUUAAACAGUGGAGAUUUCUUUAGUACGGGUAAAGCAGGUAGCAAUGGUGGCACAGGAAUUUCUUGGAAUAGUAAUGAGGUUCCUGAGGGCUCAAUGUUAAGCACUGGAAAAGCUUCUGGGAACUUAGUGAACUACAAUAACUACCCUCCACAAGUGGAAAUACCCAAUCAAGAGGCAAAAAACAAUGCCUAUGAAGAUGAUGAUGAUGGUAUUGAGGGGCCAUUAUCAAACCGGCCUCUAACAGACUUGGAAAUAGGGAUGUACGCUUUACUUGGUGUCUUCUGCUUGGCGAUCAUAGUAUUUAUGGUAAACUGUGUGUCAUACAUAGUUAAAUUUCGGCAUAAGCAGACUCCCGCUCAUGUUUCCGAGCACACUGGUCAUCGACACGACUGGGUAUGGCUGGGAACUGAUGCUGAGCUAGUUAUGAAUGUCACUGAAAGCCCAUUACAGCAGGAAGCCCACAACACUGCUGUAAUCGACAUUGGACCAAGUACAGAAACUUGCGGAACUCUCACUCGAAGGACUUCCUGCCAGGUGUCUUCAGUGUCAACUGACUCUAGUGCUGGGUGUGUAGGAACCCUUAUAGAAAAACCAAUCAGAAGUGAGUCCUUACACUCACCCACUAGUAAGAGGAAGAGGGUCCAGUUCACCACCUUCACGUCCCUGGACAGACAAAAUUCUCCCAAAACAUUACCCCAAGAGAACUGUAAUGGCAUUAACUGGGUGGGCAAGGAGGACAAUUGCAUGACACUUGAGGUGUCAGCUGCGGAGUCCUUGGAACUACUGUGAUUGC
Messenger RNA from Xyrauchen texanus (razorback sucker), 3478 nucleotides. RefSeq names its product transmembrane protein 132C-like. Bases 1 to 3474 code for a protein of 1157 amino acids. Lineage: Eukaryota; Metazoa; Chordata; Actinopteri; Cypriniformes; Catostomidae. The transcript has 9 exons. The record is from RefSeq and is a predicted model, not a curated record.